Messenger RNA from Eimeria tenella, 132 nucleotides. RefSeq lists its product as uncharacterized. The record is from RefSeq and is a predicted model, not a curated record. The annotation marks the transcript as partial. The transcript has a single exon. NCBI's taxonomy places the organism in Eukaryota, Apicomplexa, Conoidasida, Eucoccidiorida, Eimeriidae.
AUGUGCCUUUCUUUGUCCGCCAGCUGCAGCAGCAGCAGCAGCAGCAGCAGCGGCGGCGUACAAAGGGGGACGGCAGCGACACCCACAGAAUUCUUGGCUGCAGCAGCAGCCAGGAGACGCAGAAGGGCUUCA